Molecule: messenger RNA, 903 nt
Organism: Carassius carassius (crucian carp)
Lineage: Eukaryota; Metazoa; Chordata; Actinopteri; Cypriniformes; Cyprinidae
Product: histone H2A-like
Exons: 4
Coding region: 98-868 (256 amino acids)
Cellular component (GO): nucleosome
Molecular function (GO): protein heterodimerization activity; DNA binding; structural constituent of chromatin
Source: RefSeq, a predicted model, not a curated record
AGAGAGACUGAUGAAGAAAUGCUGCCAUCAAAGGAUUAGUAUCUUCUGUGGUGGAGCAGGACCUGCAAGGAAAGUGGUUACUGCGUAAGCUCCUAAAAUGAGCGGAAGAGGUAAAACCAGCGGUAAGGCCAGAGCCAAGGCUAAGACCCGCUCCUCCAGGGCAGGACUUCAGUUCCCCGUCGGUCGUGUUCACAGACUCCUCCGCAAAGGGAACUACGCCGAGCGCGUCGGUGCCGGUGCUCCGGUGUAUCUGGCCGCUGUGCUCGAGUACCUGACUGCUGAGAUCCUGGAGCUGGCUGGAAACGCCGCCCGGGACAACAAGAAGACCCGUAUCAUCCCCCGUCAUCUGCAGCUGGCGGUGCGCAACGACGAGGAGCUCAACAAACUCUUGGGCGGAGUGACCAUCGCUCAGGGCGGCGUGCUGCCCAACAUCCAGGCCGUGCUGCUGCCCAAGAAGACCGAGAAGCCCGCAAAGACCAAAAUGAGCGGAAGAGGCAAAACCGGUGGUAAGGUCAGAGCCAAGGCUAAGACCCGCUCCUCCAGGGCAGGACUUCAGUUCCCCGUCGGUCGUGUUCACAGACUCCUCCGCAAAGGGAACUACGCCGAGCGCGUCGGUGCCGGUGCUCCGGUGUAUCUGGCCGCUGUGCUCGAGUACCUGACUGCUGAGAUCCUGGAGCUGGCUGGAAACGCCGCCCGGGACAACAAGAAGACCCGUAUCAUCCCCCGUCAUCUGCAGCUGGCGGUGCGCAACGACGAGGAGCUCAACAAACUCUUGGGCGGAGUGACCAUCGCUCAGGGCGGCGUGCUGCCCAACAUCCAGGCCGUGCUGCUGCCCAAGAAGACCGAGAAGCCCGCAAAGACCAAAUAAACAACAAUACACCACUCACAAAGGCUCUUUUCAGA